CCCCGCGGGCCUCGGUUCAAACGACCCGGUGGGUCUACAGCGGAAGGGAGGGAGCGAAGGUAGGAGGCAGGGCUUGCCUCACUGGCCACCCUCCCAACCCCAAGAGCCCAGCCCCAUGGUCCCCGCCGCCGGCGCGCUGCUGUGGGUCCUGCUGCUGAAUCUGGGUCCCCGGGCGGCGGGGGCCCAAGGCCUGACCCAGACUCCGACCGAAAUGCAGCGGGUCAGUUUACGCUUUGGGGGCCCCAUGACCCGCAGCUACCGGAGCACCGCCCGGACUGGUCUUCCCCGGAAGACAAGGAUAAUCCUAGAGGACGAGAAUGAUGCCAUGGCCGACGCCGACCGCCUGGCUGGACCAGCGGCUGCCGAGCUCUUGGCCGCCACGGUGUCCACCGGCUUUAGCCGGUCGUCCGCCAUUAACGAGGAGGAUGGGUCUUCAGAAGAGGGGGUUGUGAUUAAUGCCGGAAAGGAUAGCACCAGCAGAGAGCUUCCCAGUGCGACUCCCAAUACAGCGGGGAGUUCCAGCACGAGGUUUAUAGCCAAUAGUCAGGAGCCUGAAAUCAGGCUGACUUCAAGCCUGCCGCGCUCCCCCGGGAGGUCUACUGAGGACCUGCCAGGCUCGGAGGCCACCCUGAGCCAGUGGUCCACACCUGGGUCUACCCCGAGCCGGUGGCCGUCACCCUCACCCACAGCCAUGCCAUCUCCUGAGGAUCUGCGGCUGGUGCUGAUGCCCUGGGGCCCGUGGCACUGCCACUGCAAGUCGGGCACCAUGAGCCGGAGCCGGUCUGGGAAGCUGCACGGCCUUUCCGGGCGCCUUCGAGUUGGGGCGCUGAGCCAGCUCCGCACGGAGCACAAGCCUUGCACCUAUCAACAAUGUCCCUGCAACCGACUUCGGGAAGAGUGCCCCCUGGACACAAGUCUCUGUACUGACACCAACUGUGCCUCUCAGAGCACCACCAGUACCAGGACCACCACUACCCCCUUCCCCACCAUCCACCUCAGAAGCAGUCCCACCCUGCCACCCGCCAGCCCCUGCCCAGCCCUGGCUUUUUGGAAACGGGUCAGGAUUGGCCUGGAGGAUAUUUGGAAUAGCCUCUCUUCAGUGUUCACAGAGAUGCAACCAAUAGACAGAAACCAGAGGUAAUGGCCACUUCAUCCACAUGAGGAGAUGCUUGAAAAAUCUCAAACGCUAAGAAAAGGGAGUAGGAAGAACAAGGAGUUGAGCCCUUGAAAGAUGACAGUGGUCUUCUUGCCUUCAUGCUUGGCCCUCUCUCCUCAAAAGGGCAAUGUUGGUACAAAAUUCCAUCUCAGCCACUUUCGAGGAGUUAUCUUCAUUAGCUAUAUCCAUCCUUUAAUCCAACACACACCUGCAAUGAUUACUGUGCAACUAUUUUGCUUAAUUUUUUAUUUGAAAAAAUGUAUUUAAAAGUCCAACAACUUUUUAAUAUAAAUUACGACUCUCAAACCCAUUCCCAUCACUUUAUUAGUGAUGGUAGCAUACGUAUUAGAGAAGGUAGCUAAAGGCAAGAGAGCACCAAAGGAAAAAGACUGUGUCCAAAGAACAGGUAUUAGAAUGAGGCCGAAGAUCACGGUGACCAGAGAUUUCUAGGAGUCUCUAACCUUUCCACCCUAUCCUGUUAACCCUUUAGAUCUCUAGUAUAACACUCAGGCUACUGAGGUAUUUUAGAGCAACAAGCUGGGUUACUUUCAGAGCAACCAGCUUGAAUGGAACUGAGAGUAAAUUGGGAAUGUAUGACCAAUCUUAGACCCUGAAAAAUGGCAGAAAAUACAUGGAAAUUUGAAAAAAAAAAAAAAAAAAAAAAAGAAUAGAA
This is a messenger RNA of Pan troglodytes (chimpanzee), 1829 nucleotides long. RefSeq names its product chromosome 1 C1orf56 homolog (gene C1H1orf56). Lineage: Eukaryota; Metazoa; Chordata; Mammalia; Primates; Hominidae. Gene Ontology annotation, biological process: regulation of cell population proliferation. The record is from RefSeq and is a predicted model, not a curated record. The transcript has 3 exons. The coding region runs from base 116 to 1141 and encodes 341 amino acids.